Symbiodinium necroappetens is the source of this 844-nucleotide messenger RNA. The record is from the annotation of a GenBank genome assembly. NCBI's taxonomy places the organism in Eukaryota, Dinophyceae, Suessiales, Symbiodiniaceae.
GUUGAGCAUGCUGGAGCAUGAGUGCAUCAUCAAGCUUGUCAAGGUCCUUGAGCCACCUUCUACUGUGUUCACCGAGGUUUACCUGGUGACGGAGCUCAUGGAUGCAGAUCUGCACACGGUGAUUUGUUCUGACCAGCCCCUCAGCGAAGACCACGUGCAAUUUUUCAUUUACCAGAUCUUGCGGGCCCUGCUGUACUUGCAUUCUGCCAAUGUGGUGCACAGGGAUCUGAAGCCUCUGAAUGUUCUGGUAAACAAGAACUGUGACAUCAAGCUUUGCGAUUUCGGUCUCGCCAGAGGACGGGCGGGCUUCGACCAGGACGAUGACACCUGGCUCCGGACGGAGUACGUGGGCACCCGCUGGUAUAGAGCGCCGGAGGUUAUCCUCACCUCCAGGGAGUACACGGCGGCUGUAGACAUGUGGAGCGCAGGAUGCAUCCUCGGAGAGCUCAUUAGUCGGGCACCCAUGUUCCGUGGGGCGGACUUCUUAGACCAGCUGCGGUCCAUUUGCGCCAUCGUGGGAACCCCGGAGGAGUCCGAACUCUCCUUCAUACCAGAGGAGAACCAGGCGGCCAGGAACUUCCUGAGAACCAAGUAUCCGGGUCUCCCGCGCCAGAACUGGAAGGCGAUGUUCCCGCAUGCGUCUGACACCCAGUGUGACCUCCUCGACAGGCUUCUUCAGUUCGACCCGAACAAGCGUCUCACGGCCCACGAUGCCCUGCGGCACGCUUACCUGGAGGACCACCACGACGAGGAGGAGGAGCCUCUGGCAAGCGGCCACGUCGACUGGGCCUUCGAUGAAACUGCCUUGGAUGCUGACAGCCUGCAGUGGCUCGCCAAGUACUAG